AUGGCGUUUGUGUCCCUGGAUGACGAUGAAGCCCUCAAAGGUCAUGUUCAUUUUCAUAUGCGCUUCAACCAAGAGGGCUUCGGUAGUGUGCCGGACCUCACGCUGCGGGAAUUCCCGCCUCCGUACGUCGAGGACCCGAAGCCAGAGCAGGGCGCCGCGGAGAAUGGCCCCAAGAACGAGGAGCUGCUGGGAUAUGUCACCGGCUGGAAGCUCGUCGGCAUGAUCAUGUCCAUAACAAUGGCUUGUUUUCUUGUUUUGCUUGACAUGUCGGUCAUUGUGACGGCGAUACCGGAGAUCACGACCUACUUCCACUCCUUACCAGACGUUGGGUGGUAUGGAAGUGCGUACAAUCUCGCCAGCGCUGCGCUCCAGCCACUCUCUGGGAAAUUCUAUACCUACUUCAAUACCAAAUGGACUUUUCUUGGCUUCCUGCUGCUAUUCCUUCUUGGAUCCCUCGUGUGCGGCCUCGCUACGUCGUCCACCAUGUUCAUUGUCGGCCGCGCCAUCGCCGGCCUCGGAAGCGCCGGCCUGCAAAACGGCGCCAUGACAAUCAUUGUCGCCGCUGCGCCGCUCGGAAGGCGGCCGGCCUUGAUGGGCAUGUCGAUGGGAGGCUGUCAGAUGGGCCUGGCGGCCGGACCCUUGGUUGGAGGGGCCUUGACCCAGUACACAACCUGGCCUCAAAAAGUCGGCUAUUACCUGCCCUUCUCCAUCGUGAGCGCCGCCAUCCUAGCAAUCGGUUACGGGCUCAUGACCACCUUCUCGCCGGAAACCGAGACGGCCAAGUGGGUGGUCUACCAAACCAUCGUCGGAGUCGGCCGGGGCCUCGGCAUGCAGAUCGCCCUGAUCGCCAUCCAGGCCAACACGGCCCCGGAUUUCAUCGCCAUCGCUACAGCCACGCUGGUCUUUUGCCAGACCUUUGGCGGGGCGAUAUUCAUCGCUGUCGCCAACUCCAUCUUCAACAACACGCUCAAGAACGAGCUCACGGACCGCGUGCCGGCCAUGGACGCCCAGGUCAUAGUCGAUGCGGGAGCCACGGGCUUGAGGGCGGUGGCUGAGGGGGGAGAUGUUACCGGCGUUCUCAUGUCCUACUCCAAAGGGGUGGAUGCCGUCUUCUACGUCGUCAUUGCUACGUCGUUGUGCAUACCACGCAACCGCCAGCAACGCGAUGCCCCCGGCAAGCACACAAGCUCGCCGGCAACCCCCCAGCAGGCCGCCGGCACGGUCCCCACGGCCCAGCAAGUCGUGCCAGGCGCCGGUGUCUUCAUCGUGCUCAAGGAGGACCAGCCGAGCGGCCGCCAAACGCCCGGGACCGUUCAGAGCGUGCUCACGCGCGGGAACCACCCCCGCGGGAUCAAGGUGCGGCUCCGCGGGGGGAUGGUUGGCAGAGUGCAGCGCAUGAGCGGCGAGGCUGGCACGGAAGCAGCUGAGGCGGUGGCGGCGGCGGUGGGUGUUGGGACUGGCAAUGUGCCCGCGAGCAGCUCGAGGCCUCUCUGCAGAGACAUUCGUCUCCUAGAUGGCCUCGGUGGGUAUCCAGAUGAGCCGCCGGAGAGGACCUUGGCCGACUUCAUGCCCGUUGUGGACAACGGCUUGCAGAGCUCGCCUCAUGAUGACCACGGAACUGGGAGCCAGGGCACGGUGACUUGUCCCGUCUGCGAAGCUUUCCAAGGGGACGAGGCGGCGGUCACGCACCACAUCGAACGAGACCACUUUUCCUGA
Messenger RNA from Hirsutella rhossiliensis, 1716 nucleotides. RefSeq names its product major facilitator superfamily domain-containing protein. Gene Ontology annotation, biological process: transmembrane transport. Gene Ontology annotation, molecular function: transmembrane transporter activity. The record is from RefSeq and is a predicted model, not a curated record. Bases 1 to 1716 code for a protein of 571 amino acids. The transcript is spliced from 6 exons. Lineage: Eukaryota; Fungi; Ascomycota; Sordariomycetes; Hypocreales; Ophiocordycipitaceae.